AUGAGCAAAGACCAUACUAUUUCUGGUUCUGAAAAAGGACAACGUCUUGCAAGAACUACGUAUCCAACGUAUGACCGGAACAAACUUCCUACGUUACAGGAAGUCCUUAGUCGUAAAACGGCGCCUCCUGUAUGUCUUUACAACUUUUAUCUUUACAUGAGAGAUAGAGAGCAGGCAUCAGAAUAUCUAGAUUUUUAUCUUGAUGUAUUAGAACAUGAAAAUAUAUGCAAAGCAUUCGUAAAAGACAUAAAAAAACUUGGAUUGGAUCUCAACAUUGAAUAUCCAGAGUAUGAAAGGUAUCGACCUGCUGGUAUAGCACCGGAAAAAGGUAAAUUGAGUAGACUUAGCGUAGCCACGAGUAAUGAUGGGGGUGUUCAAAGACAAUUGAGCGCUUCAUCACGUGAGUCAAAUGUCACAAAUAGCACCGGUGGCGUUUUUGAUACCCCUUCACGCCCUGAUUCACCAUAUUCAGGCCAACACAUAAUCGAUAUAGCGACUGCGAAUAAAGCAUCACGAUUUACGAGACAUAGAGAUUCAGUUCGAUCAAACAAGACUAAUACUACCACAGGCAAUCUUUCUUUUUAUGGACGGGAACGUCCAUUUACGAAAGAUGAUCUUCGCGAAUCUGCGGAACGUAUUUAUUACAAAUAUCUUAACGAGGAAUCUGAAAAAGAGAUCGAGUUGUCAGAUCAUACUCGUGAAAAAAUAAAACUUAUUAUGGAAGAAGAAAGUGGCACUCUAAACAAAAGAGCUGAUCCAUGGAUUUUUUAUGAGGCAAAAAGGGAGCCACCAUUACGAAGGUUAUGUUCAGAUAAUAAUUUGCCUUUCAACGACAAUACAGCCGUCGAACACUCUCCACAAAAAAAAAUACACAUCGAAUGUGAUCCAGAAUUCUACCUCAAUGACACAUUGCAUAAAUUACCUAAGCAUGGUGUCAAGCUUAAUUAUAUUGAACAGAUAAUUGACAGUUUACAAAAAGAAAAAGAAGCUGAAAAAAAAGACCAAUUUGAAGAUGACAUGAACGACGAUGUUAAGGAUGAUGAAGAUAUUUGUUCUGAUUCACAUGACGAUGAAAGAUCACUUUUAAAAAAAGAUGAACAGAAAAUUUUAAUAGAUGGUCGGCAUAAUGGUGAAAGACCAGCUGAUAGAGAUGUUCAGCAAAUGGUCAUGGAAGGUUCACCAACUUUCCAAGUUACAAAUGAAAGUGGUGUGACAUUUGAUGAACCAAUAAGCCCCAAAAGGGCGCGUGAAAGUGUUGAAUUAAAGGAUUUAAAUUCUUUCCUUGUAUCUGGUAACACCAAUAAAGAAUCGAUAGAUCAACCUCGUGCAAAAAGAACACGUCAAGAUGAAGCAAUCAAAAUAGACGUCAAUGCAACUGAGGGUUUUGAGACCAUUUCACAUUGUAUGACCCAUGGUGCCGAUAUGAGCAGCCAUUCAGAGAAACCUAAUUCUGAAUCAACUUUUUCCGAUGAAAUAUUUGAGAUUGAAGAAAGAUUAGAAAAAAAUGAAGAGGUUUAUAAAGAAAACCCAUUACGUUUAUUGAUGGAAGUCGCGUUGGUUGAUAUGGUAUGUUUUUUUAUAUUAGCUCUUCAAAGUGGAUUCGUACUUAUAUUUAUUCAUUUGUAA
Racocetra fulgida is the source of this 1626-nucleotide messenger RNA. The record is from the annotation of a GenBank genome assembly. NCBI's taxonomy places the organism in Eukaryota, Fungi, Glomeromycota, Glomeromycetes, Diversisporales, Gigasporaceae.